AUGAUUCUCUGUUUCUAUACAGUACCAUCGUAGCCAACCUGAACCCUGGUUGGAGCCCCAGUGAAGCCCCACCGAACCUCGGCCAAGCGCUGAGGACCUUGAUUAGAGAAAAGACGAGCCUCACCUCCACAAUCAGGACGGCGAUCCUAACGCUGCCGCGAAGUGCGGCAUUGUGACACCACUCAUCCGUAGCCGCUCGCCAUAAUAAUGCGAAAUCCUAUCGCCUGCGCACCAUGCCGCACCGCAAAGCGGCAAUGCAUCCACCAUGACGCCCGCCCUCCCUGCGACCGCUGCCGAGCGCUCGGACGGGGCGACACCUGCUAUUUUCCUCCGCCGGGCACCUCCAUGCACCACCGGCUGACGAAAAGCGCAAGACGACAGCGAGAAUCGGGGCGAGACGGUGGGGAGAUCAGCGGCCGGCGAUUGGCAUAUUACCCACCGUCCCCGGGACCACAACAGGAUGGGGAGGAUGGUGGGAAGCCGAGCAUCAUCGACCCGAAACACCAGGGAAAGGUGGUUGGCGGAUGGAUACCGGCGAAGCGGACGGAUGUGGAUUUGACGGACGUGAAUCCGUAUAGAUAUUUUACGGACGAGGUGAAGAACAGUUAUUUGAGAUGUAGCUACAAGUGGAGUUUCUUGCAUACGCCGACCUUGUUGAAGAAGGUCCGAAAGGAAGAGGUGGAGCCAGCCGUGAUAUGGGCGAUACUGGCCCUGGCGAUAAGAUUUUCCACAAGAGCCCCCGAACCAUUCUCUACCCCCAUCGAAGCCAGCAACACCUUCGCCGCUCAUGCCCGCAACCUUCUCCAACUCUCCCUCGAGGUACCGGACCUUACCACCAUCCAAACCCUUCUCAUGAUCACCGGACACAGUUGGGGCUCCGGAGACGGCCAGAAAGCCUGGAUGUACCUCGGGCUCGCCGUCCGAAUGGUUCAGGUGCUACGGCUCUGUGAGGAGGGUGAAUACAAAGACAUGGAAACCCUAACCGAAGAAGAGUUUAUCGAAAGCGAAGAAAGGCGGCGAACAGCCUGGACCUGUUUCUUAAUGGACAGCUUGCUCAGCGGUGGGAAGGGGAGGAGGAGAGGCUUGUCGGCGGACGAAAUGCAGGUGCAAUUGCCCUGCGAAAGAGACAGCUUUGUCUUUGGCGAGGCCGUACGAACGGAGUCAUUGAGCCCUGGAUGUUAUAACUCCGGACUCUCGUUAGGAUUUCCGACCGGAGAACUGGGCCUCAUUGCCUACAGCAUGCGCGUCGCUGACAUAUGGGGUGACGUUGCGCGAUGGGCUUGUUCUAGAGAUGCAGAAGAUCAAUUACCCUGGGAUCCGGAUUCGAAGUAUCAGAUCCUGACACAACAGCUGGAAAAGUGGCGCUCGUCACUCCCGCAUCGAUUGCAGUAUCGUAAAUCGGGGCUUCAUGGACACAGUGCGCUGGACCAGGGGCAGGCAUACGUCUAUAUGCAUUCGAUAUACUUUAUGAGCGUCAUGUUCCUGCAACGACAAUACGUUCCGGUUCUCGGCCCGCAGUCCGAACAGAAGCUCUUCCCGAACUAUUUGGCCGGCAAAGACGAUCCGAGCUGGAUCGAGUGGCAGCGGUACUCGAAACGGCAGUUAUACCACACGGCGGUUACGGUCUGCGACAUGAUGGAGGAGAUCCGAAGCUUUGGGCUAUUCUUCCUCCGUGGCUUGGUCCCUUGGACGGGUUUCACGAUCUAUACGGCCAUCGGCGUCAUGCUCUAUCAGCUCAACUUCUCUGAUUCAGAAGACGACCCGGCGGUCACCAUCCGGGCGAAGGAGCGCGUCAACCGAGGAUGUUCAUUUCUGAGAGAGAUGAAAGGCCAUUGGCCGAUGGCCGAUGCGCAAUUCGAGACCAUCAGGCGCAUGCAAGCGUUCUAUCACAAGGUUCAGAACCCAAAAGAGGGAGUCUCUCCCGACGAGCGGUCCGCCCUUGGCGAAGCGCUCGUGGAUUACGGUGCCGUUCAACAAGCCCUCAGUCCGCAGGCGAGUAGUAGUGCAGACGAACCAUCUCCAUUAUCCGAAAUUCAAGCCAGCGCUAUGCCAUCACCAACUGGAUACCAAGUCUCCCCUCCACAACCGCAAAGCACCUCUUCACCCGCUAUUGCCAAACGCUCCGUUUCUCCACCAACCCAACCGCUCGCCCUCGACUCCGUAAUACGGCAUGGGUCUACUGUGCCCGCAAUGCCAAUUCUACAGCCUCCUGCACAGCAAAUGCUGCAGCCACCAGACAUCAUUCCCACCGUUCCACCGGACGCAUAUCAGGUAGGCCCCUCCGCACCGAUCGCGGAAACGUGGCCGGGAGAUGUGAAUUUGUUCGAUUUCUCGAAUUACGAUCUUGAAAUGGUUGACUUUGACACGGUGGCGACGGAUGCCACGCUGAUGUUCUGGGAGGACUUUCCCGGCCAGGUGGAAUUUUCCUUUCAAUGAGUGCGCCAGCGACCGGGCUUGAGGUGUUAUCAGACACCUCGAAGGGUUUUCGAUCAGCUUGAUGAUGAUGUUACAUGACAUGAGGAUCAAAAUCACGAGUAUCGAUGACUUUUCGUACUUGAAG
Messenger RNA from Eremomyces bilateralis CBS 781.70, 2560 nucleotides. RefSeq lists its product as uncharacterized. NCBI's taxonomy places the organism in Eukaryota, Fungi, Ascomycota, Dothideomycetes, Eremomycetales, Eremomycetaceae. Gene Ontology annotation, cellular component: nucleus. Gene Ontology annotation, molecular function: DNA binding; DNA-binding transcription factor activity, RNA polymerase II-specific; zinc ion binding. Gene Ontology annotation, biological process: regulation of DNA-templated transcription; DNA-templated transcription. The coding region runs from base 208 to 2436 and encodes 742 amino acids. The record is from RefSeq and is a predicted model, not a curated record. The transcript has 3 exons.